Molecule: messenger RNA, 1029 nt
Organism: Lycium barbarum (goji berry)
Lineage: Eukaryota; Viridiplantae; Streptophyta; Magnoliopsida; Solanales; Solanaceae
Exons: 3
Coding region: 1-1029 (342 amino acids)
Source: RefSeq, a predicted model, not a curated record
AUGGAUGAAGACAGAGACCGAGGCUGGUUGGAGCGGUUCGUCUGGGUGCGGACCUCGGACAUUAUCCCGAAUGAUUUCAUGCCCUUCCCGGAAGAGUGGAACAACAGGCGUUUGCCCAAGGGCUCGGUGGACCCAAGACCGGAGUCGGGUGUUGAACCCACAGUGUCGGCAUCUGAGUUCGAUUCAGCGGGUACGUCUCAUGCCCUUGCUGCUGCCAAAAGAAAGAGGCCCUCGGAGAGAGGGCAAAGGUCGAAAAAGAGGGCGAAGAGCAUUGUUCGGACCUCCCGGGAUGAAGUAGAGCCCGAUAUCAUUAUUCGGAGAGUUGACGGUGAUUCUCCCGUGGCUCCGAUCCCCAAGGAGGUUAUUGCCGUCUCACCUCUUCCUUCUGCUGCUGAAGGACUUCUGAGUGUGGUCCUUGUCAACGAGGCCUUCGUCUGUGCCCAGCAAAAGAUGGACGAUCUUAAGGGCCAAUUGGAUGCCCAGGGUCGGAAAACAGAUAAGUAUCUGCACCUUCUUCGGGAGAAAGAGGAGGAAUUGAGCCGAGCAGUCGCUCUUUCCAAUCUUCAGCCCGAACUUGACGCAGCGAAGGCCGAGAAUCUUCAGCUGAGGAGUGAACUGGUAGCCCUGAAUGAAUACAAUCGGAGCCUCGAAACUGAGAAGAUCGGCCUUAACCGGGAUAAUGCUCAAAUUUCCUCGAGGCUCGGUGAGCUUGAGACCACUUUCUCCCAACUCCAGGAGGAGCUAGAUUUGGUGAAGUCGGACGCUGCGGGCUUGGCUGAGAGGAACCGACUGCUUGAAUCCGAGAGUGCCCGGCAUCAAGAGCGUGCUAGGGUGUUUGAAGAUAAAGCGGAGAGCAGGGCCCGAUUGUGCGAUGGUCUGAAGAACGAACUUAAGGAAACGGCCGAUGCAAAUGACACCCUCCAGUCCAAGCUUCAAUCGGCCAUCCAUAUGCAGAAUGUUCUUGGGGAGGCUUGGGAUGCCCUAGCAGCGAAGUUAGCCCAGGCCAAGGAUGAUUUGACGAGGCUCUGA